CAUGGUUGCUCUGGUCGAUGAUCUCCAGCGGGCUAGGGACAAAGGAAAAUGCUGCUUGUUUUGCCUUCAGAGCUCCUCAGAAAGGAUGAAAGUGUCUGAUCCUGCAAACAUAGCGAAGAUGGAAGGAGGAAGAUGGACGGUUGACCUGGUCAGGCUGUCUCCCACCACCUUUGAAUGUUCCCUCCCAGGACCCUCAGAGAGAUCUGGAGAUAUUUGGGGGAUCCUGACUGAAGACGAACCAUCAGAAGUGGCACCCGAAAGACCUGAGGAACAGAAGAUACAACAGAAACUGUGGGUUCAAUUUGGAACCUACGGAAAGGAGGGGACCCAAAUGCAGAAGGUGGGGAGGGAAUCCCCUGCUCCUCAGGUUAAUGAAAAUCAAAUUCACAGAGAGAAGCAUGAAUGUACUGUGUGUGGGAAGAGAUUUCCUUAUCGCUCAACUUUUAUUUCACAUCGAAGAGUGCACUCGGGUGAAAAACCAUAUAAAUGCUGGGAGUGUGGAAAAAUCUUCCGUCGGCGUGACUACCUUAAUCUGCAUCAAAGAACACAUACAGGAGAAAAACCUUAUAAAUGCUGGGAGUGUGGAAAAAGCUUCCGUCAGAGUAGUCACCUUACUUCGCAUGAAGGAACUCAUACAGGGGACAAACCUCAUAAAUGCUGGGAGUGUGGAAAGAGCUUCCGUCAGAGUGGUGGUCUUACUUUGCAUCAAAGAACUCAUACAGGUGAGAAACCUCAUCAGUGCUUUGAGUGCGGAAAGAGCUUCAGAAAUAGUAGCUCCCUUAGUAGGCAUCACGCAAUCCACACAGGGGACAAACCGUAUGAAUGCUUGAAGCAUGGAAAGAGCUUCCCUCAGAGGAGCAUUCUCACUAAACAUAAAAUAACGCAUGCAGGUGAAAAACCAUACAAAUGUUUGGACUGUGGGGAGAGCUUCAGGUACAGUGACUCCCUCACGAAGCAUCACAGAAUUCAUACAGGGGACAAACCUUAUGAGUGUUUGGAGUGUGGAAAGAGCUUCAGUCGCAAAGACUCCCUUACUUUGCAUGAAAGAAGUCACACAGGAGAAAAACCUUAUAAGUGUUUGGAAUGUGACAAGAGCUUCAUUCGUAGUAGCCACCUCUCAAGACAUAAAAGAACUCACACAGGGGAUAAACCUUAUAAAUGCUGCGAGUGUGGAAUGAGCUUUAGUGACAGUGGCACCCUUACUAAACAUCACAGAACUCACACAGGGGAAAAACCUUAUAAGUGUUUGGAAUGCGGAAAGAGCUUCUAUCAGAGUCGGCAACUCACUAGCCAUCAAAGAACCCAUACAGGGGAUAAACCUUAUAGAUGCUGGGAGUGCGGAAAGAGCUUUAGUGACAGUGGCCACCUCACAAGACAUAAAAGAACUCACACAGGGGAUAAACCUUAUAGAUGCUUUGAGUGUGGAAUGAGCUUUAGUCACAGUGAAACCCUGACUAAACAUCACAGACUCACAUGGGAAAAACCUUAUAAGUGUUUAGAAUGUGGAAAGAGCUUCUAUUGCAGCAGCCACCUUACUAAACAUCAAAGAAUUCAUACAGGGGACGAAUCUUACGAAUGUUUGCAGUGUGGGAAGAGCUUUUGUCACAGUAAACACCUUACUCUGCAUCAAAGAAUUCAUACAGGCGAGAAACCUCAUAAAUGCAGGGAGUGUGGAAAGAGCUUCAGGCACAGAGACUCCCUCACUAGGCAUCAAAGAAUUCAUACUGGGGAGAAACCUUAUAAAUGUUUGGAAUGUGGAAAGAGCUUUAUUCAGUGUAGCGUGCUCACAAGACAUAAAAGAACGCAUACAGGGGAUAAACCUUAUAGAUGCUGGGAGUGUGGAAAGAGCUUUAGUGACAAUGGCACCCUUACUCGCCAUCAAAGAACUCACACAGAGGACAAACCUUAUAGAUGUUUGGAGUGCGGAAAGAACUUCAGCCGCAUAAAGUCCCUUACUUUUCAUAAAAGAAGACAUGCAGGGAGAAAAGCAUAUGAAUGCUCGGAAUGUGGAAAGAGCUUUAGUGUGUGUAGCCAGCUCAAAAGACACAUGAGAAUCCAUACAGGGGAGAAACCUUAUAAAUGUUUGGAGUGUGGAAAGAGUUUCAGCCGGAGUGGCCACCUUUUGCAACAUCGAGGAACUCAUACAGGGGAAAAACCUUAUAAAUGCUUGGCGUGUGACAAGCGUUUUAGUCAGAGUGUUCACCUUACUCAGCAUCUAAAAACUCAUACAGGGGAAAAACCUUAUAAGUGUUCAGAGUGUGAAAAGAGUUUCAGUCAGAAUAGUCACCUCACCAUACAUAAAAGAACACAUACAGGGGAGAAACCUUAUAGAUGUUUGGAGUGCGGAAAGAGCUUCACAGUCAGUUCGUCCCUUUCUAAGCAUCAAAGAAUUCAUACAGGGGAGAAACCUUAUGAAUGUUUGGUGUGUGGAAAGAACUUCAGUCGCUUAGAUUCCCUUACUUUUCACAAAAAAAGGCAUACAGGGGAGAAACCUUAUAAAUGUUGGGAGUGUGGAAAGAACUUCAGUGGCUCCCUUACUCAGCAUCUAAGAACUCAUACAGGGGAAAAACCUUAUAGAUGUUUGGAGUGUGACAAGACUUUUAGUCAGAGUGGUCACCUUACUCAACAUCUAAGAACUCAUACCGGGGAGAAACCUUAUAAGUGCUCAGUGUGUGAAAAGAGCUUCAGUGGCUCCCUUACUCAGCAUCUAAGAACUCAUACAGGGGAAAAACCUUAUAAAUGUUUGAAGUGUGAGAAGAGUUUUAGUCAGAGUGGUCAACUUACUCAACAUCUGAGAACUCAUACCGGGGAGAAACCUUAUAAUUGCUUGGAGUGUGGCAAGAACUUCACCUACAGAUAUUCCCUUAACUCACAUCAAAUAAUCCAUAGAAGUGAAAUAUCUUAAGCUUGGAAGGUAGACAAAUAUAUAGUGAUCUCAAGAGCUCCUAAGCGAGCAAACCAAAGAGUCUACUCAGUGUUAGAAUCCCCUUCCUUAUCUCCAGUUUUUACAAUAGACUACAGUAGACCUUUGGAGCCCAAUAUGCCUUCCAUUUUAGAGGAGAAAGGGGCUUUUGCUUUCAACCUGUUUUUUUCAGUAUGAAAGCAGAUUGUGGGCAUUCUUCUUUAAGCCAGUGUGAGGGAUGGGCAGGGGUUUGAGUGAUGGGUAGUGGAAGAUUUACAGGGAGGUUCAGUGCCACCCGUGAGGCAAGAGGUGGUCGUCGAGGAGAGCCAAACUGAAGGCAGGAGAGGGGCUGCAGGAAGUCUCCGAGGUGGAAGAGAAGGUCCCAGAAAGAGUCCUGCCAUUGGACUCUCCUCCAUCCCCUCACCCUGUCUCCACUUACAAUGGAGGGGCAUUAAGCAAUAGCAACAAGGACCGUCUCUUUCCAUAUGAAGAUACCUGGACCCUGAGGUCAUCUUCUGAGACCCUUCUUAAAGUGCUGCCUCCAUUGAGAGGCCUGGAGUGUGGCAACAUGAGAACGGGCCUUUUCUGAAGUGGCUCCCUGUCUCUGGAAUAUUUUCCUCAGGCAGGUCCACCUGGCGCCUAGGCACUAGGCAAAAGCCUUUCUCCUUAACCAGCUUUCUGGCUGAUUGACAUCUAAUGCCCUUUUAGAAUGUGGGGUGUUUUUUGGAGGGGGGUUGUUUUUGUUAUGAUUAUAUAUUUCACAUUUUUGGGUUGUGAUUGUAUCCUGAGUUCCUCCCAUGGCUGGAAAGGGGUUCAUUUAACCUUCCGUUUGCUAGUAAAACUGAAUUACUUUGUCACAAAAUGACAUAUGUCUAGAAAUCAUUUCACCAACAUGAAAAGUUUGGAAAGCUCAGUGUUAGUAGAAGAACCUGAGGUCUCUUGUGAGUCUGUGCAUUGGUAUAUGGUGGCCCCUGUUAGUCCACCAUAUUUUUUCUUUUAACAUUAGCAGAAGUGUUAAUUUAUCCCUUGCUGAUGUAACCUAGUUCUUUGCCAAUAGAGAAUUGAAUUUCCUGUUGUUUGUCCACAUUGGGCUGGGGCUCUGGGUUAUGAACAAAAAUUUAGUUAAUUAAUUAACACCUUGGAAGAGACCUUGCUUUUGAAUCUUGUAUGUAUAAAAUUUUAUUGUUCCAUAUUUUUGCUUAGUUCCAGGUGGGGUUGCCUACUUCCCCAUUUCAGUUUCCAAGCCUUUUUUUAUCUGCAUCUUACCUAUAGGCUCUGAUAUUUAUCUCUCAUCUCUUCUGAAAUUACAUAAUAAUAAUAAAAUAGAUUGAUUCCUUGUAGCGGCUAUGCUGCAGAUUGUUCUUCUGAGUAAAAUUUACAUAUCCAUGUUCUAAUUUAUUUUGUGCACGUAAUCAUUUGUUACAUACGCUGUUCCGUAUUUCACCCUUCCCCAAGAUUUAUUCAUGUGCUGUGAAUUUUCCUUUGAUGUAACCAGGCUGAUAUGCUUCAUAGAUGGAAAUGCUUUACCUGGUAAUCUGCUGACAUACAUUAUAUCUUUCCAAAGA
Podarcis muralis (Common wall lizard) is the source of this 4467-nucleotide messenger RNA. The record is from RefSeq and is a predicted model, not a curated record. Lineage: Eukaryota; Metazoa; Chordata; Lepidosauria; Squamata; Lacertidae.